Linum tenue is the source of this 5837-nucleotide messenger RNA. The record is from the annotation of a GenBank genome assembly. Lineage: Eukaryota; Viridiplantae; Streptophyta; Magnoliopsida; Malpighiales; Linaceae.
CCCUCUUGUUCAAUUUUCCUCGCCAAUCUUUCUUUCUUUGAAUUGAUCUCCCUCCUAGUUUGCUAAUCGCACACCAUUUUCACCUCGUUUCAUUUUCUUCCAUCACGAAAUUCGUCCAAGUUCCCUACCCCUGUCAUUCCUGGAGCGAGUUCGACCCCGGGAAGAGCUCCAGCCAUGGCUCUCAUGGCGGCCUUGGAAUCGGACCUUCGGGCUCUAUCGGCCGAAGCUCGUCGCCGUUACCCUGCCGUUAAAGAUGGGGCGGAGCAUGCAAUCAUAAAGCUCCGCAAUUUGUCUAGCCCUAGUGAAAUUGCAGAUAAUGAGGAUAUUCUACGAAUUUUUUUAAUGGCAUGUGAAGUGAAGACUGUAAAACUCAGUGUAAUUGGACUUUCCUGUCUGCAAAAGCUCAUAUCCCAUGAUGCAGUUGCACCAUCAGCUUUGAAGGACAUACUUUCAACAUUGAAAGAUCAUUCCGAGAUGGCAGAUGACAGUGUUCAACUUAGAACCCUGCAGACUCUGUUGAUAUUGUUUCAGUCACGUUUACACCCACAAAAUGAGGAAAAUAUGGCUCAAGCACUAUAUGUAUGUCUUCGGCUUCUUGAGAACAACCGUAGCUCUGAUAGCGUAAGAAACACUGCUGCCGCUACCUUCCGACAGGCAGUAGCAUUGGUGUUUGAUCAAGUAGUUGUUGCUGAGACUCUUCCUGUGGGGAAGUUUUCUUCCGGAGUUCAUCUUUCUCGAUCUAGUUCCGUUACUGUUGAUGUUAAUCGGAGUAUGAACCAUUCAGAGUAUGUCACGCCUUGAAGAAAUCACGCCUGGUUUAUGCAAUAAUUCUGGCAUGUCACCUGGAAAAGACUUAGAAUCUGAGAGAUCAUUAUUGAGGAAAGAGACCCUGACAGAUCCUGGAAAGAUUGGACUUCGCUUACUAGAAGACCUGACAGCUCUUGCUGCAGGUGGAUCUGCAAAUUGGCUGCAAGUUCAUUCACUUCAACGGAUAUUUGCACUUGAUAUACUUGAGUUCAUUCUAUCGACUUAUGUGAGCUUGAAGGAGAAGUUGGGGAACCUUCAUUUCGGCGGUUGGUUCUGCGAUCGGUUUCUCAUAUUAUUAGGUUGUACAGUACAGCACUUGUCACAGAGACAGAGGUUUUCAUUAGCAUGCUCGUGAAGGUUAUCUUUCUUGAUCUACCACUUUGGCAUCGCAUUCUUGUUCUUGAGAUCUUGCGGGGGUUCUGUGUGGAAGCAAGGACUUUGCGGAUCCUAUUCCAGAACUUCGAUAUGCACCCCAAGAACAUUAAUGUUGUGGAGAGUAUGGUUAAAGCACUCGCUCGAGUUGUUUCUAAUGUACAGGCUCAAGAAGCAAGCGAGGAGAGCUUGGCAGCUGUUGCAGGAAUGUUUAGUAGUAAAGCUAAAGGAGUUGAGUGGAGCCUUGAUAAUGAUGCAUCCAAUGCAGCUGUGGUGGUUGCUAGCGAAGCACAUCUAAUAACACUGGCAAUUGAAGGGCUCCUCGGUGUUGUUUUUACAGUGGCUACUCUGACAGAUGAAGCAGUAGACACUGGAGAGCUUGAAUCCCCUAAGUUUGAUCAUGAUCCUGCAUCCAAAUGCGCUGGUCAACUGGCAGUGCUAUGCCUCGCAAUGGUAGACUCAUUCUGGUUGACUAUUCUUGAUGCGUUGUCCCUUAUUUUAUCAAGGUCACAAGGAGAGGCUAUUGUCUUGGAAAUAUUGAAAGGUUACCAGGCAUUCACACAGGCAUGUGGGAUUCUUCAUGCUGUUGAGCCUCUGAACUCUUUUCUUGCAUCGCUUUGUAAAUUCACCAUCAAUGUCCCAAAUGAAGUAGAGAAGAGGAGUUGGAACUGUGGACUUAACUAGCAGUACCUAUCCAGUGCAUUUUCAACAAGGCUGCCACUGGAGAUACUUUCUGAAAGUUGACAGUUCUUAAGGGAAAGUUCUAGCUGCGUCAGAAAACAAGUGGAUAAUUAGAGUUCGAUCGAGUUGAGAGCUUUAUGAUUUUGCCCUUUGCACUUAAUCUAACUGAGCAGUAUUUUUUAAAACUGCUGAUUGAAGCUUGCUUAGCUGGUGCUGGUGAUGCAGUUUCUACGACUUUGCAUCCACUUCCAAGAUUUGGUUGCAUGAAAAUGUUAAAGUUCUGGACUAAAUGGUCAUUUCUACAGUGCAGCACAGUCUCCAGGGUCAAAACGUUCUGAGCAACUAGUUGAACAGAAGGACUCCAUAGUUCUUACUACCAAGAAUGUGCAGGCCUUGAGGACUCUCUUCAACGUUUCUCAUAGAUUGCACAAUUUUUUGGGGCCAUCAUGGGUUUUGGUUUUGGAAACUUUAGCUGCUCUAGACAGAGCAAUCCAUUCACCACAUGCUAGUACACAGGAGGUGUCCGCAACUGUGCCCAAGCUUACAAGAGAAUCUUCUGGCCAAUAUAGUGAUUUCAGCAUUCUUUCUUCUUUGAAUUCUCAGCUGUUUGAGAGCUCAGCAAUGAUGCAUAUAGCUGCUGUUAAAUCACUACUUUCUGCACUGUGCCAAUUGUCAUAUCAAUGCAUGUCCACAGCAACAGUAUCGGGCAGCUUUGGACCAGGAAUCAGUCAAAAAAUAGGAACCAUUAGUUUUGCUGUCGAGAGGAUGCUAUCCAUCGUUUCCAACAAUGUUCACAGAGUUGGACCACUGUGGGGUCAGAUUGCUGGUCACUUCCUGGAGCUUGCUGAUACCCCUAAUCAACAUUUACGAGCCAUGGCACUUGAUGCAUUAGAUCGCUCAAUGACUGCAAUUUUAGGUUCUGAAAGCUUCCAUGAUUAUGUGUCAUCCAGAUCCAAUGGGCCACCAGAUAUGACGAGCAAUACAGAGCUGAAAACACUCGAGUGUUCCAUCAUAUCUCCCAUUAGGGUUCUCUAUUUUUCCUCUCAAAGCGUUGAUGUUCGUACUGGAUCGUUAAAGAUUCUUCUGAAUGUUUUGGAGAGACAUGGUGAAAAGUUAUACUACAGUUGGCCAGAUAUUUUAGAACUGCUGAGGCGCAUUGCUGAUUCACCAGAGAAAGAUCUUAUAUCCCUGGGCUUUAAGAGUCUCCGUGUUAUAAUGAAUGAUGCGAUUACCUCUAUACCUGUAGAGUGCCUUAACGUAUGCAUUGAUGUCAGUGGAGCAUACAGUGGACAGAAGACAGCGCUUAAUAUAAGUUUGACAGCAGUAGGCCUCUUGUGGACGACAGCUGAUUUUAUUGCUAAGGCAGUUCCAAAUAGGCCACCACAAGACAAGCAAACAAGUACUUCAGGCAUGCAUUCUGACCAGAAUCCUAUUAAGGGAAAAUCAAAAGAAGAAGAGACUCCUCCAUCACCUAAUUCAUUCACUGAUGAGCCCCCUUCAGAACAUGUCAUGGACUGCGACCAAUUGCUCUUCUCUGUUUUCUCUUUACUACAGAGGCUGGGAGCUGACGAAAGGCCGGAGGUUAGAAAUGCAGCUGUCAGGACACUUUUUCAAACUCUAGGGAGUCAUGGGCAAAAGCUUUCAAGAAGAAUGUGGGAAGACUGUCUCUGGAAUUACAUCUUCCCUGCUUUGGAUCGUGCAUCUCACAUGGUAGCUACUUCCUCGAAAGAUGAAUGGCAGGGCAAAGAACUAGGAACUCGGGGAGGGAAAGCUGUUCAUAUGUUGAUUCAUCACAGUCGGAACACUGCUCAAAAGCAGUGGGAUGAAACACUUGUUCUAGUCCUCGGUGGAAUAGCACGUUUGCUACGUUCGUUCUUUCCAUUUCUCAGUGGCCUGAAAAACUUUUGGGCAGGGUGGGAGUCGUUGAUUUUGUUUGUAAAGAAUAGCACUUUAAGUAGCAGCAAAGAGGUUGCCAUUGCUGCAAUAAAUUGUCUUCAGACAACUGUUAUUUCUCAUGCUCACAAGGGAAAUCUGCCAAUGUCUUACCUUGUCUCGAUACUUGAAGUUUACGAGUAUGUUAUGCAAAGACCAUUAAGCUACGGUGGUAAUGCAACUAGCAAGGUGAAGCAGGAGAUCAUACAUGGUCUGGGAGAACUGUAUGUGCAGGCACAUAAGAUGUUUGAUGAUCACAUGUUCUCUCAGGUGCUUGAUAUCAUAAAGUUGGCUGUUAAGCAAGCACUGAUGACCAAUGAAAACUUUGAAGCUGAAUUUGGGCACAUUCCACCUGUGAUGCGUACUGUCCUGGAAGUCUUACCUUUGCUACGUCCAAGUGAGCAAAUCUCUGGAAUGUGGCUAAUCUUGCUAAGGGAGAUUUUCAAAUACCUUCCUAAGUCCGAUCUUUUACAUGAUGAGGAUGAGGUAGCUAAACAAGCGAGCUUAGGAGAAAAUACUGCAGACAACCUAAUGAAGAGAAAGAAUGAAACCCCGAGUGGAGCUAGUUCUGGCCUCUCAAAACAAGUUGAAUCUCCACCCCAGAGCUCCGGACCAGCUGCGGCUGUCAUUUCAAAUUAUUCUUUUGCAGAGAAGCUAGUCCCUGUGCUAGUUGAACUCUUGCUUCAAGCUCCGACUGUUGAGAAGUAUAUCAUUUUCCCGGAAAUAAUUCAAAGCCUUGGAAGAUGCAUGACGACAAGAAGAGAUAAUCCAGACGGUUCACUCUGGCGGGCUGCUGUUGAAGGCUUCAAUCGCAUCCUCAUCGAUGACGUCUGCAAAGACGGUGAGCCUGAUUCAGAAGUUAGCCGGCCUGCCAGACUACGUGUGUGGAAGGAAGUUGCCGACGUGUAUGAAAUAUUCCUGUUGGGUUACUGUGGGCGUGCCAUUCCCACCACCUCUGUCUCACCCAUAGCACUUGAAGCAGACGAGGCGCUCGAGAUGGCCUUCUUGAAAGUUCUAGGCGACAAGAUUCUUAAAUUGCAGACUGAUGCCCCUGUCGAUAUUCUACAACGACUAGUUUCCACGAUGGAUGGCUGUGCAUCACGAACGUGCUCUUUGCCGGUUGAGACAGUCGAGCUUAUGCCGCCCCACUGUAGCAGAUUUUCCAUGCAUUGCUUGCAGAAGGUAUUUGCAUUGAGCAGUUGUGACAAUGAAAUGACGAGUUGGAACUCUACGAGAUCUGAAGUGAGCAAAAUUGCGAUCACACUCCUUCUAAGCCGAUGCCACUACAUAUUCAACAGAUUUCUAGUUGAUGAAAAACACUUGGGUGAUCGUCCGCUGCCAAGAACUAGGCUGGAAGAGAUCAAGUACGUGCUUCAAGAGCUUGCAUGUCUCGAAAUCCAUCCCGAAACAGCAACUGUCCUUCCUUUACAUCCUUAUUUGAGAGAUGGCUUGGCGGACAAGGAAGAACAGAAGAGGCGUCCGCAUUUGCUCGUUCUGUUCCCAUCAUUGUGUGAGCUCAUAAUGACACGGGAAGCGAAAGUGCGAGACUGUGUUCAAGUUCUGCUGAGACUCGUGUCCAAAGAACUUGGGCUUGAAAAGGAGGAUCAGCGGUCAACUCAUAUCUGAAGAAGAGAUUCUUGGAGCAUUAUCUUUCUCUGUAUCUAUAUGCAAAACAACGGGAGGACCAGGUUUUCGCGAUCCUGAAAAUUUCAUUUCGGUGUCUGUUGUACUUUUUAUUGUUUUGGUUACCAUUUUUCCUACUUGUAGACAGAGAGCAGAGCGAGCUUCGACCGAUUGGUAGGGUUCUAUUUACGUAUAGCAAUAGCUUAGGCAAGAACUGUACCCGAUUGAGGUUUCCGUUUUUCUUCUUAUCUGGUGUUUGCAAUACUGCUGCUUCCGUUGAUUCAAUUAUAGGCUCGUCCUAGGGUAGGCUGGAUAACCAUUAGCUAUGCAUUUAUUUAUAAUUAAAUUUGGUUCUUUGGUUUUGAGUGGGAUAAGAUCUAAGAGUUGAGAUUAAAAGAUUUUUUAUUUUAUUUUUCACUUUU